Molecule: messenger RNA, 2280 nt
Organism: Hyposmocoma kahamanoa
Lineage: Eukaryota; Metazoa; Arthropoda; Insecta; Lepidoptera; Cosmopterigidae
Gene: Lk6
Product: MAP kinase-interacting serine/threonine-protein kinase 1-like
Exons: 5
Coding region: 283-1749 (488 amino acids)
Biological process (GO): protein autophosphorylation; intracellular signal transduction; peptidyl-serine phosphorylation
Cellular component (GO): nucleus; cytoplasm
Molecular function (GO): calcium/calmodulin-dependent protein kinase activity; calmodulin binding; calcium-dependent protein serine/threonine kinase activity
Source: RefSeq, a predicted model, not a curated record
GGCGGGCGUGUGUAGGAUGGAUCGCUAACGACACCAAGCAGUUUUUUUCAUUCCGCCUUCUAGCAGUGUUUGUUUAUUACCUUCCGCACACUUUCCUAAAUCCUUCUCGACUGUGGUGCUUUUAAUUUUUUUUAUGUUUAGGCGUUUUAAUUUCUAUCUUGUCUUUAAACGCCGUUCCGAUUUCACGUCGAGAAGGCAGCCGCACAAGUUUGAAAGCGGCUUUUCAAGAGUAGAGCAUCUACUCGGAACAUCUCAGUAUCAACGCAUCAAGCAAUCAUCAGAAUGGUGAAGAAGAUCUCCGAAGAGAGUGUAGAUAGCGGCGUCGGCCGCUGCAGCAGUCAGUCUGGCAGCGAGCGCGAGUCGGACGAGAGCCCACGCGGGCCGGAGCCCUCGGCGCCGGUCGCCAUCCCCGACAGCGAGGACUUGCAGAGGCGUAAAGAGGAGGCGCGCAGGAAGCGCCGAAGGAAGAAGCGCUCUGGGAGCUCCGUCGUUACAUCAUGUUUCCAAGACCUGUACAAAUUAACGGGUGAAGUUUUGGGCGAGGGUGCGUACGCGUCGGUACAAACAUGCGUCAACAUCUACACGGAGCAGGAGUUCGCGGUGAAGAUCAUCGAUAAGGUGCCAGGCCACGCCCGCGCCCGGGUGUUCCGCGAAGUGGAGACUUUCCACUACUGCCAGGGACACCCCAAUAUAAUCCAGCUCAUUGAAUUCUUUGAGGACACGGACAAGUUUUAUCUUGUCUUCGAGAAGAUCAACGGCGGACAGCUCCUCUCUCGCAUUCAGGAGCACCAUUACUUCUCGGAGCCCCAAGCGGCUGAAAUCGUGCGUGAACUCGCCAACGCCCUGCAUUUCCUUCACGGCAAGGGCGUUGCGCACCGAGACCUGAAACCUGAGAACAUUCUGUGCGUGCAUCGCGACAGACUUUGCCCUGUGAAGAUCUGCGAUUUUGAUCUUGGAAGCGGCAUCAGCUUCACAUCGAGCCUUGCCAGCCCGUUAGCUACGCCGCAAUUAAUGACUCCGGUGGGCAGCGCGGAGUUCAUGGCGCCGGAGGUGGUGUCGCUGUUCGCGGGCUCGGCGGCGGCGCACUACGACAAGCGCUGCGACCUGUGGUCGCUGGGCGUGAUCGCCUACAUCCUGCUGUGCGGCUACCCGCCGUUCCGCGCGGACUGCGGCGCCGACUGCGGCUGGGAGCGCGGCGAGAACUGCCGCGCCUGCCAGGACCUGCUGUUCUCGUCCAUCCAGGAGGGCCGCUACUCGUUCCCCGAGGAGGAGUGGGCCGCCAUCUCCGAGGACGCCAAGGACCUGAUCCGCCAGCUGCUGGUGCGCGAGGCGUCGCACCGGCUGAGCGCCGAGCGCGUGCUGCAGCACCGCUGGCUGCGCCGCGCCGACUGCGCGCCCUUCGCGCCCGCGCUGCACACGCCCGCCAACAUCAAGCGCAACAUGUCGGCGCGCAACCUGUCCAACUUCGCCGAGUCGGCCAUGGCCGUCAACCGCGUCAUCCAGCAGCACUUCUCCAUGAACUACUCGUACAUGGAGCGGCCGCCGGCGGCGCUGCGCUGCAGCAAGUCGUGCUACCCCAGCGCCGACGCCGCGCCCAUCCCCGAGCUGGAGGCCGACGAGCCGCCGCUGCCGCGCAGCUGCGCGCGCCAGAGCGACGCGCCGCUGGGGCUGUCGCCGCCCGCCGAGUCGCAGCUGCUGCGCCGGCGCCUGGCCGCGGCGCCCGCGCCGGCGCCGCUGCCCGUGCACUAGCGCCGCCCGCCCCCGCCGAGGACGCCUCCCGCCAGUGAUAACCCCCGAUCGCCCCGUGACCGGUCCCCGUAGAGCUGUAUCGGUUUUAUUUGAGCCUUUUAAAGAUAUAUUUUUAUGAAUAAAUAAAAACGACUGAAUAGUUUUUAUCGAUAUGUAGAGUAUUUGUGAGUUUAUGUUGGGCGCCGCCGCGCCGCCGGACCGCCCGCGGUCGAUAAAAUCGUAUUAUAUCGAGAUAGUUGUGCCGAUCUACGUACUUUAUAUUGUCUACGAAUAAAAAAAUAAUUAUUUUUGGAUUUAUGAAAUCCGCCGAUUGAAAUUGAGCUUAUUUGUGUGAUGCCUUUCUUUCGUGGCCUAUCAGUUUCGCAAUAAAUAUAAAUUUUGUUAUUUUCUGUAGCGUUUUCGGAUACUAGUCUGUUAUGUGAUUGUUUUUGCAUUUUUUACCAACGAUGGAAAAACCGCAUCUCAUUAAGUAAGAGUGAAUCGACCUAUAUUGAUGCGAGACGAGGCAGUAUGUGACAUUUUCGCUGAGAU